Messenger RNA from Gambusia affinis (western mosquitofish), 5065 nucleotides. It is a transcript of the gene tmeff1a, whose product is annotated as transmembrane protein with EGF-like and two follistatin-like domains 1a. Gene Ontology annotation, molecular function: protein binding. Lineage: Eukaryota; Metazoa; Chordata; Actinopteri; Cyprinodontiformes; Poeciliidae. The record is from RefSeq and is a predicted model, not a curated record.
GAACCCUGUUCUGACUAUUUACCUGUUUAUUUUUAUAUUAUAUAUUUUUAAAUGUUUCUUGAUGGAAACCAGUAAAUGAAUCUUCAACUUGUUGAACUUUGACCUUCGGUUUCUUCUUCUUCUUUGUUGGCUGUGUGCGUAAGGUGCGCGCGCGUGCGUGUGCAUGUGGAGGCGUGGAGGUGUGUGGGAGUGUUGCAUCCUCUCACGUGACCAUCCCGCCUCCCCUGCUCUUCCUCCUCCUCCUCUUCUUCAGUCCGGGUCUCUUUGUUGUGGUCGCAGCUGCCGCUUCGCUCUGCGCGCCGCGUCUCGCCCCUCACCGCCUCCUUGCCGCGCGGCGGACGCGCAGCCGGCGCCCCGGUGGUUUGCGGGUCUGUGCGGGAGUGACAUCAGAUCCGCUGUGAGAGACUCGGAGUUUGAGCGGCGGAGGUUCGGACUGAGGAUGCUGCUGCCGGACCGGACCGCCUCUGAGGCUUCCUGAACCCGGAAUCCCGCAGGAAUCCCGCAGGAACCGUCGCUCCUGCUCCGCCUCAGACCUGAGCGGCGCUCCGCUGCCUCUCUCCCGCAUUUGGAGCUCCUUCUUUGCGGGACAUCCGCGUUUCUUCAGGAAUUACGCCGAAGCGUGUGCGGCUGCCGAGCCGAACCGAACCGAGCGGACUGCGGGCUUCGGGUCUCCUCCAUGAUGCUGACGGGCCCUGGGAGGUGCCGCCGGCGCCCGGGCGGGGCAGUCCGGUGCCUGGCGGCCGCCUGGCUGCUGGCGCUGCUGCUGACCGGGCCGGAGGUUCGGGCUUCCUACCAGCCGCAGAGCGGGGAGUGCAAAGGCAGAGGCAAGGACUGCUCAGAUCUGUCAGAGAAGAAGAGCGACCUGAGAGUCUGCGACGUCUCCACCUGCCGAUACGGAGGCGAAUGCAAAGACGACGGCGCGCAGCUCAAAUGCGUCUGCCAGUUCCAGUGCCACAAAAACUACAUCCCGGUGUGCGGUUCUAAUGGAGACACCUACCAGAACGAGUGCUACCGACGGCUGGCAUCCUGCAAGCAGCAGAGAUCCAUCUCCAGAGUCCAUGACGGGCCAUGCUCCGCCGAUCCCGGUUCUGGUUCAGGAGACGGAGACGACGAUGAGGGCUCCGCCUCCGACGUCGGGAAGAAGUUCACCAAGUGCAGCACGUGUAAAUAUGGAGCCGAAUGUGAUGAGGACUCUGAAGACGUCUGGUGCAUAUGCAACAUUGACUGCAGCGGCCACAAUGAGAACCCGGUCUGCGCCACAGACGGAAACUCCUACAACAACCCGUGCCUGGUCCGGGAGGCUUCGUGCAUGAAGCAGGAGCAGAUCGACGUCAAACACCUGGGACGCUGCCUCGCGGAUAAAGAAAAGCUGGGGAAGAAGGACGACAGCAGCCCCUUCAAAGUCAACGUCUUAGAAACCACGGGUCUGGACCAGGGCGAGGGUUUCUACGCAUGACAUCCAUCUUCGAUCCAUGGGAAAUGUGAGAUCAAGUACAACAUGGCCACCUGCAGGUGUGACGCCGGGUACAAAGGCACGCAGUGCGACGAGCCGCAGGACUUCAACAUCCUGUACGUGGUUCCCAGUGGACAGAAGCUGCACUACGUCCUGAUCGCCGCCAUCAUCGGAGCCGUGCAGAUCGCCAUCAUCGUUGCCGUGGUGAUGUGCAUCACCAGGAAAUGUCCGAAGAACAACCGCGGCCGCCGGCAGAAACAAAACCUCGGCCACUUUUCCUCGGACACAAACUCCCGGAUGGUAUAGCCUCGAUUCUGACGCUCCUCUUUGAUGAGUAUUUUUCUUAUAAGGCGGGAACGCCGAUUUUUUUAACAGUAAGUGGGACAUUUUUUUUCUCCUGGGGGAAAAAACAAUAAAAGAAGAAUAAUAAUAUUUAUUUAAGAGGCCUUAUUUUUCCUGGCGGAUUCAAAUGUUUCUUUUCCAAGCAGCUGAAUCGACAACCUCCUGCAUUUGGUUGAGAUCUUUUCGGUGAGCUGGCCAACGAAGCAGCGUCUGCCCCUCUGGAAUGUGAUAUUUAUUCAUUUUUACCAUGAAAAUCUUUUCCCCGCCUGUCCAGCUCCUGCUGGUCGUCCAGCUGAUCUCCAAACCUGUUUGUUUUUAAAGUUUUGAGGCGCCGGCCAGUCCAAUAGAUUCUUUUGCUCUUCUUCUUUGGUUUGAAAAUUCCUUUUAAGGCUUCAGUUUAACUAAGCUAAUAAUUUAUAAGGAUUGUUCUGGUUUUUUUAACGUAGUUUUUACUGGAGGUUUUUACGUUAGCUUUGGUUCUGACUUGUAGAUCUUGUAAAUUAGCAUGACUUGUGAAAACUGUGUCCUGUGGUGUAGUUUAAACUUUUUACCAGGAAAUGUUUUGGACUCCGUCUGGUUCAUCUUCAUCCCGUCGGUGCAGAAGGAAAACCUGGCGCUCAGUGUGGAAACGAUGAAUGUUGGUUUGAAACGCCAGGAGCUUCGGAGGAUGAGAGACGUUUGUUUUUGGGCUCGGAGGCCGGAACGUUUUCUGCAUCCUUGUUCGUAUAAACAGGGAGUUGAAGAUUUUAACCAAGGACUUUUUGACAUGGAGGAAGUCUAGGGACUUUGAAUGUUGUGAAAAGGUUUUUUAUUAUUUUAAUUUUACAUUUUCUUCUCUGUGACACAUUCCAAGCACAUGGAAACCCUCUGAGAAAUUCCCUUUGGGAAUUUGUGAAGCCCUCUCUGCCGUUUCCUGCUGCUAUAAACAGGAAUAAAAACGUGUCUUUAAGAUGUUAGUGGUGUGCAGGUAACUUACUGCCUUUUAACUUUUAAUUUCAUUCAUUUCUUUGGUCGUAUUAACGUUUUGAAGUCUUGGGGCCAGUUCUUGGUUUCUGUGUCAGUAUGUCCGUAACGAUCCGAUCGGGUCAAUCUGAUGUAAAUCAUUGUCCUUUUUCAUGUUGUUCCCAAUAAAUGAAAGUCAGACACGUCAGAUCACCGUCAUGUUUUCUCCAGCGGAGAUCAUUCCUGCUCAUGUAAAUACAGAAACAACGUCUGCAGCUUUUCUUUGUGAUUAAAUGUUGAUGCUUUAUGAAUAAUUCAUUUAUACAAGUCAUUCUCAACUGAAAACAAAACAUUUAAAAUUCAAUAAAUGUGGCAUCAUAGUAGAUUACAGCACUGCUAACUCAUGAUUAGCGCUAACCCUGGACGCUAAUCGUAACCAUUAGCACAGCUAACCUUAAACUGCUACACCAGCACCGUGUUUUUGAUUUGUUUGUUUAUUUGAAACAGAUCAAGACGAUCUGAGCCUGAAUCUCAGCGUUUGUAGCCACAGCUAAUCCACAUCAUCCGUUGCUAGCAGGACCGUUACUGUUGGUUUAAAUGAAAAGUUACGAUCAACAGAAUAAAAUGAUAAAACAAGACAUUAAACAAAGCAUUUUAAAAUUACUGACUCCAAACAAUUACAUUAAUUAAAAAUUUGUUCAAUUCUGGUUCAUCUUUAGCCAGUUCUAACGGAAGCUAAUGCUAACGCGCUAAAUUCAACCAUGCUAAUACCGACCAUCAUGUUGUAUUUUUCUCAUUUGUUUGUAUAUUUGUUCAAUAAAGUUUCUUUAAAAAACUACAAAGAGAAAAACGAUGAGGAAUAAAAAGAUCUAACUGUUGAACAGACAAUAAACUGCAACACAGAUGUCAAAUUUAUUCACCUGAAAGUUUAAAAACAGGCAAAUAAAUUAACAUUUUAGAAGUUAGAUGGUAAAAUGAAUUCAGGGGAAGCUAACCAUGCUAACCAUUUGAAAAAUUAGCUUCAAAUUAGCGGGUUAGCAAAAAUGUUCCUACAAUUGGAAGAUUAUUUAAAUUAGUAAUUUUAAAUGAUCUCAUUUUCUAAAAUCAACAUACAACAGAUAUCAAACGAAACGCCUGUUAGCUUCGACAACCUUCCUGUUCAUAAAUAGCAACGUGAUUUAAACAAGCGAAGCAAACUUUGUUUUAUUAACAUUUAAAUUGUUAUCAUGUUCAUAUUGGGCCAUUAAUGGAGGUGGCGCGUCACCAAUAAUCGUCCUGAAUGAAACAAAUCCCCAGGACGUCAAACAUUUCUCCUCAGGGACUGAAGGAAACGAAAAGCAGUUUUAAUAAAUAAUAAAAUGAUUUUUGCUCAAAUCUCUUCAAUGUUUCUGCUUUUAGUUUUUUUAUUUUUGAAUCCCAGUUUCUCUGACCAGAACGGCUUCAUGUGCUUCAUGUAAUCUGGUCAGAGAAACUGAAAUCUAGGUUUUCAUUUUAUUACGCAUUAACUCUUGCAUAUUGUUCUCAGUAUGUAGCGACACCUGGUGGCGCCGUUUCCUAUCAAACAGCUGUCCUCUCUGUAAACACCUGCUCAGUUUUAGCAGCUCUUUGCUCCACUAAUUAUUAAUGUGAGCCAUUUACUGUGAGAACGACCAGAGUGAGUCAGAUCACUGAAAUAUGAAAAAUCUGUCAACAAUAUGCACAAAAAAACACAAAAAAUUGGAAACAAAACUAACAUUUAGGAGCAUUUAUAGCAGCUGAAAGACUUAUUUUGGUACUUUAUAUCAGACGUUUCUGAGCAGGACUUCCUGUUUGACUUCCUGUUUGACUUCCUGUUUGACUUCCUGUUUGCUGCCAUGAAACCUGAAACCCUUUAACAUGAACUCAGAUAGAAACAGACAGCAGGACAUGUUGGCUCCACUGCCUGAAACCUGGUCGACAACUUUCCUUCUGUGUCCCUUUGAUUCAGCUUCACAGACACUCAUUUAGAUUUAAUUCACAUUAAUAUCCAGAAAACCCAAACUGUCCGAUCAGUUUAUCAGUCUGUGGUCUUCAUCGGUUUUUUGUGUCUCUCUCCGUCUUUGUAUCUUUGAACUGAAGUUCAGUUUGUGAAGAAUUCAGACAUUAAAACUGAAUUUUCUAAGUUUGAGGUCCGGAUCGUUUCUGCAGCGGUUCUGUUUUGUUUGAGUCGGGUUUUCUGGACGUCUCCAGGUUUUCCCACCAGGUUUCCGUUUCUCUCGUUGUGAAUAAAGCGUGUUUGACAUGUUGACAUUGUGCAUGUAGAUUCUGAGAGGCUGUUUUAAAAUAAAACCAGUUUUUAUUCACAUCAAA